UUCCACCCAGGCAUAGCAAUACUGCCCGACACAUCUCACAUCUGCCACAACCUUCAGUCUGCGUUAACAGAACCUCACACCGUUGACACUUUACUGGCUAAAGAAGUCAAAGAAGGAUUCAUGAUAGGCCCAUUCGACAGUCCCCCCUUUCCAGUGUUCCGCAUCAGUCCAAUAGGCAUAGCUACUCGGAAAUACUCGGGAAAAAAGAGGCUCAUAAUAGACCUGUCUUCUCCACACGGCUCAGCCAUCCCGAGCAUUAAUAGCGUCAUCCCAAGCCCAGACUUUUCAAUGCAAUACGCAAACAUCGACCACGCCAUCACCCUCAUCCGCUCAGCAGGCCGCGGAGCAUGGCUCUCUAAGGCAGACAUCACCAGUGCAUUCAAGAUCUUGCCUAUUCACCCAGACUUCUGGCGUUUCUUCGGAGUAUACUGGAAGGGAGCCUAUUACUUCUCAGUACGCCUCACAUUCGGCUGCAGAAGCAGUCCCAAAAUCUUCGAUUCCCUUUCAGAAGCUCUGUGCUGGAUCUUGAUAAACAACCACAGACUCCCCUACGUGCUCCAUCUCCUUGACGACUUCCUCAUCGUCACUCCACCAUCCUCACCCCCCCGCCACGGGCUGAGCACACUCAUACAAACAUUUUCAGACCUCGGCAUCCCUCUGUCUGAAGAGAAAACCUCAGGGCCUAAUACCUCCAUCGAGUUUCUAGGUAUCACCCUGGACUCAAUGUCUUUCCAGGCUUCUCUACCCUCAGAGAAAGUACAGCGCAUCACUCUCCUCCUGUCAAACUACUUACAGGCAGACAGAUGCACGAAACGGCAGCUGUUAGCCCUCCUCGGCCACCUAAAUUACGCCAUCCGCAUAAUACCCCAAGCAAAACCAUUCUUAUCCAACCUGCUUAACAGAGCGGCCUCAGUCCCCUCCAUCCACGAUCGACUAGUCCUCGACGACGCAUGCAAAAUGGAAAUGCACCUUUGGCAGGAUUUCUUGUCCUCGUGGAACGGCAUCUCUUUCUUUUACGACGACUUCAUCACCAAAUCAGAGGAUAUCCAACUCUUCACCGACGCAGCCCCCUCCAUAGGCUUCGGCGGCUACUACGCAGGGAGAUGGUUCGCAUCCACCUGGCCCCCAGAGUUCACAGCGCUCAAUUCACAGACGCUUUCUCCUUCAUCCGCACUUCACGAACUAUAUCCCAUUAUCAUAGCUGCCAUUCUUUGGGGGCACGAAUGGUCUAGGAAAGCCAUACUCAUUCACACCGACAACAGCGCAGUCGUCGAGAUCCUUAACAAAGGCCGAUCUCGCUCCCUAGUCAUCAUGCAGUUCCUCCGCAGACUCACUUUAAUCUCCGCCAAACACCAGUUCAUCCUCAAAGCAGCACACAUCCCAGGUCAUGAGAACGGCAUCGCUGACUCUCUGUCUCGUUUCCAAUUUCAGAAAUUCAGAAACUCGGCCCCAGAGGCGGAUCUCCAUCCCACACCAGUCCCACCGUUUUCAGCCACCACAUUCAACUGA
Messenger RNA from Trematomus bernacchii (emerald rockcod), 1509 nucleotides. RefSeq lists its product as uncharacterized. Bases 121 to 1509 code for a protein of 462 amino acids. NCBI's taxonomy places the organism in Eukaryota, Metazoa, Chordata, Actinopteri, Perciformes, Nototheniidae. The transcript has a single exon. The record is from RefSeq and is a predicted model, not a curated record.